This is a messenger RNA of Malurus melanocephalus (red-backed fairy wren), 2310 nucleotides long. RefSeq names its product cyclic nucleotide gated channel subunit beta 3 (gene CNGB3). Bases 1 to 2310 code for a protein of 769 amino acids. NCBI's taxonomy places the organism in Eukaryota, Metazoa, Chordata, Aves, Passeriformes, Maluridae. Gene Ontology annotation, cellular component: intracellular cyclic nucleotide activated cation channel complex; plasma membrane; photoreceptor outer segment. Gene Ontology annotation, biological process: monoatomic cation transmembrane transport. The record is from RefSeq and is a predicted model, not a curated record. The transcript is spliced from 18 exons. Gene Ontology annotation, molecular function: cGMP binding; intracellularly cAMP-activated cation channel activity; protein-containing complex binding.
AUGUUUCGAAAACUAAAAUCAGUGUUUUCUAGACCAAAGUUAGCACCUGAGCCUUUAGUUCCCAAGAAUGAAGAUACCCCUCCACCACCAAAGGCAUCAACAGGCCAGGAUGAAAAUAAAACAACAAAUGAACCACCAAAAGCAGAGGCCAAUAAUAAAGCAGAGCCUGCACCAAAGCAACAAGAUACAGGAUCAGAAAAAGCACCUGAGCCUUCAAAACCUGAAAACUCAACUGAACCAGCUAAGACAACUCAACAGGAAGGRCAAGAAGAUGCUAACCCACAGAAGCCAACACGUUUCCAAACAAAUGAGUUUGCUGAUGCCCAGCUUCAAGAGAUUAUCAAAAARUUGCGUGAAAGGGCAAAUGUCUAUAAGGAAAAGCUGAACGACCCAGUGAUAUCUUCACCUGAAGCAAGUCCUCCAUCUUCACCAAAGAAGCCUCCCCCACCAAAAGAAGAAAAAAAAGAUGAAAAAAAAGAAGAAAAGAAAGACGACGCAGAAGCAAAGCCAGAGGAGGAUCAUUACUGUGAUAUGCUGUGCUGUAAAUUCAAAAAACCUCCACUGAAAAAAUACAAGGAGUAUAUGAAGCUGCCAGAUACCAUUGACUCAUACACAGAUCGCCGUUACGUGGCCUGGCUCAUGCUUGUGACAAUCGCCUACAACUGGAAUUGCUGGUUCAUUCCCCUCCGCUAUGUGUUCCCAUACCAAACCCCCAGUAACUCAAUAUAUUGGUUUGUCAUUGAUUUAAUGUGUGAUAUCUGCUACCUGUGCGACUUAACCAUUUUCCAGCCCCGAGUGCGAUUUAUCAAAGGGGGAGAUAUYAUAUCAGACAGAAUAGAGACGAAGAAAUUCUACCACAGCUCUGUGAAGUUUCGGCUUGACGUGAUAUCAGUGUUGCCAUUUGACCUUUUAUCCUUCAUUUUUGGAUUUAGUCCAGCAUUUAGAGCAAACAGGGUACUAAAGCAUAACACGUUCUUUGAGUUUAAUGAUCGUUUGGAAGCUAUUAUGGAAAAAGCAUACAUCUACAGGGUUAUUCGAACAACUGGAUACUUGCUGUUCAUCUUGCACAUUAAUGCAUGCCUGUAUUACUGGGCUUCAGACUACGAAGGGAUUGGCAGCACUAGAUGGGUGUAUGAUGGCGAAGGAAACAUGUACCUGAGGUGUUACUACUGGGCAGUUCGCAGUUUGAUCACCAUCGGUGGCCUUCCAGAACCAGACACGCUGUUUGAGAUMAUUUUUCAACUGCUGAAUUAUUUCAUGGGCGUCUUUGUCUUCUCCAGCUUAAUUGGUCAGAUGAGAGAUGUAAUUGGAGCAGCAACAGCAGGACAGAACUAUUUUCGUUCCUGUGUGGACAACACCGUCUCCUAUAUGAACACCUAUUCUAUUCCAAAAUUGGUGCAAAAUCGUGUCAGAACUUGGUAUGAAUACACAUGGGACUCUCAAGGAAUGCUGGAUGAAUCAGAAUURCUGGAGCAGAUGCCAACCAAAAUGCAAUUGGCAAUCGCAAUUGAUGUGAACUUUGCCAUUGUCAAUAAAGUGGACUUAUUCAAAGGCUGUGAUACCCAGAUGAUAUACGACAUGCUGCUGAGGUUGAAAUCCAUUGUGUAUUUACCUGGUGACUUUGUCUGCAAAAAGGGAGAGAUUGGCAGAGAGAUGUACAUCAUCAAACAGGGUGAAGUUCAAGUCCUUGGAGGCCCUGAUGGUACCAAAGUGCUGGUUACUCUAAGAGCAGGAGCUGUGUUUGGGGAAAUCAGCCUCUUAGCUGCAGGUGGAGGAAACAGAAGGACUGCCAAUGUGGUGGCUCAUGGUUUUGCCAACCUCUUCAUUCUGGACAAGAAAACACUCAAUGAAAUCUUGGUGCACUAUCCUGACUCMGAAAAACUCCUCAUGAAGAAAGCAAAGGUGCUGCUGAAGCAGAAGGGGAAACCUCCUCCAGGACCACCAGCGCCACAACCMCGGGGCUUGGCCAGUCUCUUUGGGCAGAAACCAGAAACUCCGAAAUUGUUUAAAGCAAUGCUUGGAGGAAAAGGAAAAGACGGCCUUGCUAAGCUGCUGCAGCUGAAGAGACAGCAAGAGGACACUCAAGAUGAACCAGAGUCCAAGCCUAAAGAAGAAGCGAAGCCGCCUGCAGAGCCUGCAGCCCCCUCUAAACCCCCUGCUCAAAAGGAAGAGCCAAAAGCAGACAGUAAGCCUGCAGUAAUGAAGAAAACAACCAGUAAGGAGUCCCUAAUCAUUAGUAUGACACCAUCCCCCAGAGCAGGAGAAGGGGAGAUCCUUAAAGUUGAAAUUAAAGAGAAAGAAAAGAAAUAG